AUGGCAAGGUUGGUUCAAGAGAAGAAGCUAGGUGCAGGCCGUGUGGUGGCCGUGGCAAUUGAGAAUAACAAAGCAAGCCAAUAUGCAGCUAAAUGGGCAGUUGACAAUCUUCUUCCCAAAGACCAAGCUCUCUUAUUGGUCAAUGUUAGACAAAAAGCAUCUACCAUUCCUACGCCAAUGGGAAAUCAUAUAUCCCUUGAUGGCAAUGCUGAUGUGGCUAGAGCAUACAUGCAACAAAUGGACAACGAAUCCAGGGCGCUUUUCGCUUCAUUUCGUGUCUUCUGCAAUAGAAAGAGUAUACAAUGCAAAGAAAUUUUGUUGGAGGACACGGAUAUAACCAAGGGAUUAAUAGAAGGUAUUUCCACAUAUUCCAUUGAGAUUUUGGUACUUGGGGCAGCAUCAAGGAGUGGUCUUGUCAGAAAAUUUAGAAUAUUCGAUAUUCCAAGUGCUGUGUCCAAAGGGGCGCCACCAUUCUGCACUGUGUACAUUAUUUCCAAAGGAAAAAUCUCAUCAGUGCGGACCGCUACUGCUCCACUACCCCGUAACAAUAUAAUGCAGUCUCAGCCUCUCCAAAAUCCUGAGAGAAUGGAUACACAACUAAUACGCAACCAACCACCACGAUCAUCAAUAGAGAAGCCAUCAUACAUUUCCCGCCAGUCAGUGGAUGAAGAGGGAAUCAAAUCACCAUUCACAAGACUUGGUAGAGUAUCCAACAGAUCAUACGAGUCCUCAAUCCCUGACUCAGAUAUUUCAUUCGUGAGCAGUGGAAGGCCAAGUGUUGAUAGGAUGUUCCCUUCAUUGUAUGAUGAUCUGGACUCUGGAAUAAACCAUCGGCUUUCAUCAAGCUCGGAUUUUGAGGUCAGAAGCUUUGGUUCUUCUUUCUCAGGACCUAAGUCAAUUGAUCCAUGUGACUACUCGUUCAGCUCACAAGACAGUGGCAUGUCGAUGUCAUCAUCAAGGUUUUCAGCUUCGGAUGAAAUGGAAGCUGAAAUGAGGAGAUUGAGGCUAGAACUGCAGCAGACAAUGGAUAUGUACAGUACAGCUUGCAAGGAAGCUAUGACAGCAAAGCAAAAGGCACUGGAUCUUCAGCGUUGGAAAUUGGAAGAACAAAGGAAAUUGGAAGAGGCGCGAAUAGCUGAAGAAACAGCAUUGGCGAUAGCUCAGACAGAGAAAGCAAAAUAUAGAGCUGCCAUGGAAGCAGCACAAGCAUCUCGAAGAAUUGCAGAGUUGGAGGCACAAAAGAGAAUUAGUAUAGAAUCUGAGCAGAAGAAUAAGACAGUGGAUGUCAUGGGACAUAGUCCUGCCAUGUACAGAAAAUACACAAUUGAGGAAAUAGAAGAAGCCACAAAUUUCUUUUCCAACUCUCUCAAGAUUGGUGAAGGAGGAUACGGGCCAGUCUACAGGUGUGAACUAGAUCAUACGCCAGUUGCAAUAAAAGUGUUAAAACCAGAUGCAGCUCAGGGAAGGUCACAGUUUCAGCAGGAGGUUGAAGUGCUAAGUUGCAUAAGGCAUCCAAACAUGGUUCUCCUUCUUGGAGCAUGCCCAGAGUAUGGUUGCUUAGUGUACGAGUACAUGGCUAAUGGAAGUCUGGAUGAUUGCCUCUUCCGGAGGAAUAACAAGCCAGCUCUUUCCUGGCAGCUAAGAUUCCGAAUUGCUGCAGAGAUUGCUACUGGGCUUCUUUUCCUACACCAAACAAAACCAGAACCCCUGGUGCAUCGUGACUUGAAACCAGGAAACAUUUUGCUUGACCGUAACUUUGUGAGCAAGAUCAGUGAUGUGGGGUUGGCCAGGCUUGUACCUCCUUCAGUUGCAGACACUGUGACACAAUAUCGCAUGACAUCAACUGCUGGAACUUUCUGUUACAUUGACCCUGAGUACCAGCAAACGGGCAUGCUGGGGAUCAAAUCUGAUGUUUACUCACUGGGGAUCAUGCUUCUACAGAUUGUAACAGCCAAAUCACCGAUGGGUUUGACUCAUCAUGUUGGAAGAGCCAUUGAGAACGGGACUUUUGCUGAGAUGCUUGACCCUGCUGUUGAAGACUGGCCAUAUGAACAUGCCUUGCAUUUUGCCAAACUUGCUUUGAUGUGUGCAGAAAUGAGAAGAAAAGAUAGGCCUGAUCUAGGCAAAGUUGUAUUACCUGAGCUCAAUAAACUCAGAGAUUAUGCUGAAGACAACAUGCCCAUGAUGAUGUUCGGCGGCCCCCCAGCAUUCACUCCCAGAAGCAACUACAAUUACUCAAGCUCCACAUUUUCCUCAGUUCAAGACACAAUGAGUGAGUCCCAGUCGAUGUCUGGAAUAUCCGAAUACGAAAGCCGAUCAAGCACAUCAUCAAUGGGCAAAAUGUGA
Abrus precatorius (Indian licorice) is the source of this 2346-nucleotide messenger RNA. Its product is annotated as U-box domain-containing protein 35-like. NCBI's taxonomy places the organism in Eukaryota, Viridiplantae, Streptophyta, Magnoliopsida, Fabales, Fabaceae. The record is from RefSeq and is a predicted model, not a curated record. The transcript has 10 exons. The coding region runs from base 1 to 2346 and encodes 781 amino acids. Gene Ontology annotation, biological process: protein phosphorylation. Gene Ontology annotation, molecular function: ATP binding; protein kinase activity.